AUGGCGUUGUCAGCCUUCAGGCAAAUUCUAAUACGUCCUCUCAUCUCUGUGACGGUGCAGAAAACAUGUUUUCGCUGUUUGUCAACAAGAUUAGCUGAAGUUGGGAUACUAGAACCACCAAGGGAACAUGGGAAAGCCUACAAUACUGGCCAGCUGUUCUUGCACAAGAUCUUUGGCUAUCGAGGAAUUGUACUCUUUCCCUGGCUAGCACAUGUAUACGACCGAGAUACUGCACCUAAACUAGAUGACAGAUCCUUUGAUGAUCAGACGACUGCCGUGGGAAAGGAGGUCAAGGGCAAGAAUCACAUGUAUUACCAGGUGCUCAUCGAUGCCAGAGAUUGUCCCCACAUUAGGGCUCAGACGGAAGCAGUGACUUUCCUGGGAAAUCAGGACAACAGUAGAGCACUGUAUGCCAUCCCAGGUCUAGACUAUGUUGCACAUGAAGAUAUUCUUCCUUACACAACACCAGACUCCUCCCCGAUUCAGCAUGAACUGUUUGACAAGUUUCUCAUGUACGACCCAGACAGCAAUCCCCCGUUUGUGGCCCGGGAGACGCUGGGUGCUUGGCAAGAGAAGAACCACCCCUGGCUGCAGUUGUCCGACGUCCAUCGAGAGACCACAGAGGGAAUCCGUGUCACUGUGAUCCCAUUCUACAUGGGAUGUAGGGAAGCUCAACAGACGCAUGUUUACUGGUGGCGUUACUGUGUUCGGCUGGAGAACCGAGGAGAGGAGACUGUUCAGUUGCGAGAGAGACACUGGAGGAUAUUCAGCCUUUCUGGCACACUGGAAACUGUCAGGGGCAGGGGCGUAGUUGGCCAGGAACCAGUACUUUCAGCCGAGCAGCCAGCGUUUCAGUACAGCAGCCAUGUCUCGCUUCAGGCACCCAGUGGUCACAUGUGGGGUACAUACAAAAUGGAGCGGCGUGAUGGGACAAGUUUUGACUGCAAGAUCCCGCCGUUUUCUCUGGAGAGCAAAUCUGACGACAGCAGCAACCCACACCAGUUCCUGGGAAGUUAG
This is a messenger RNA of Candidula unifasciata, 1017 nucleotides long. NCBI's taxonomy places the organism in Eukaryota, Metazoa, Mollusca, Gastropoda, Stylommatophora, Geomitridae. The record is from the annotation of a GenBank genome assembly.